CCAUUUUGCUCAUGGAGAGCAGUGUGCUGUAUUGUGCCGUUCUAUAUUCCUGAUUAAACAAACAAACAAAAAAAUCUAUUGAAAGGUAGCGUAGGAGGCAGCAGCUCUCGCUGAUAAUUACUAAAGCUGAGAAUGCCUUCAAGCUCCCAUUUUGACGAGCUGCUGAUUGCUGUUCCUAUGAGCUGAUCUCAGAAGAUGGAAUGCAGGCUGAUAAUGCUGCAUGUCCUUUAUCAGGCAGUGGAGUAGGUUUUUUUGUCUUGCAAAGGCAAGGUUUCCCCCUGCAUCGUUAUCUGCAUGGCUCAAUACUAGUUGUGUUUCCAGAGAAAGCUCAGUGACCCAAAAGAAGGGUGUAGCCCUUUAGAGAGCUGGGCUUUUUUAAACAAGCCGACAGUAGCAGCAGCAGUGUAGUAACAAGGUGUAUUGCUGCUGGGCUGUGUGCUGCAUGCCGCAUCCCCCCAUCUCAGGUUUACAAGACCCUAACCGAGCAGAAUCACUGCUGCCUUUGGACUAAGGCAUCCUAUACUACUACUGCACAGCUCAUACUGGAGCCGCUUGGAUUUGCCCAAGAGCGAAACUCACAGAGCUGACUGAAUCCUUGUGCCCAGGAGCAGGGAUCCCCCCUACCUGCGCUGCACUCGCCCUGAGCACUCAAAGCACCUGCUCGGCAAACUGAAGACCUUUCAAUUUGCAGCUUCAAGAUGAAUACAGAUAGCGGUGGAUGUGUUCGCAAACGUGCUGCAAUGUCUGUUACACUAACAGCUGUGAAGAGAGCGCAGAGUUCUCCAAAUCUUUUGGCUUCAGGUCAAGAUUCUCAUCCAUUGGAUUCAGAUGUCUGGAGGUCAUAUAAUGAUUCCCUCAAAGAUGGUCUCAAUGGUGAUUCAGGUGGUUUUUCCCUUGCAGCCAAAGGUUUUAGAAGUGUCCGGCCAAACUUGCAAGAAAAUAGAUCGCCAACACAGGUCCCUCUGCCUCCUCCAAGGAAAGGAAGCUAUUACAGAUCAACUAAUUACCCGCAGGGUGAUGAUAAUGAAAACUCGGUACCCACAAUGCUAACCCAAUCACUAACAAACAAGGAAAGCAUCAUGUAUUCUGCUAAGUCGAGCAAAAAUAUCAUGCAGACUCAUACCACUACUAACCCUCACACUUCUUUCUCCAAAUUAAAUAUGAAAGCUGAGGAUACAAAUAGUAAGCUCAUUCAACAUGACAGCAGUCAGGAUUCCAAACAACGGAGAGUUUCCACUCUUAAAUUAAUCCUUACAGAAUCCCCUACAAAUAAAACUCAAUCUAAUAUGCACUUUAUUAAAGACAGUGCUCCACUAGCUCCAGCACCACCUCCCACAAUAAUAUCAGAGGCCCAUAGGCAAUCACUCGAAAAGCACACAGCUCCUCUGGCACUGGCGAUAGCUUCCAACCUUGCUACAAAGACAGAAGACAAACCAGAAAGUCACCGAUGUUCUACAGCACAUUCUACUGAUACAUUCAAUGUACCCGCUGCUUACUAUUUUGGACACGCGACUGCAGUUCCUUCUGCGACAUGGUCUACAGAGUCCCAAGUGACUCCAGUAACCAUUAAUGGAAGUUCAGGCAGUCCGGCUAGUCCAAUGAGCCACUAUCAGAGGACAUUUUCUCCAUCUCCAACAUACCCCUCUUCACGUUCUCUAAACUCCAGCAUGGUCAUGCAGCAUGGUGUCAUCAUGGAUUCCACUGAGUCAUAUUCCCAGCAGUUCCCAUCAGAUGUGAGCAGAAGCAGCAGUACCAUACCAAUAUGCAGGAUUUCAGAGGAAGAGAAGAAAGUCACAGUAAUUAAGGCACCGCACUAUCCAGGAAUUGGUCCUAUUGAUGAGUCUGGAAUCCCAACAGCAAUUAGAACGACAGUUGACCGACCAAAGGAUUGGUACAAGACCAUGUUCAAACAGAUUCACGUGGUUCAUAAACCAGACAAUGACAUGGAUUUUCCUAGCACAGCCUAUGCAUACAGUGCAGACAAUUACAGUGCAACUCUUCCUUCGUUUUCACAUACUGCUGCAAAGACACAUACAUACCGGCCUCUCUCUAAAAGUGUCUCAGACAAUGGCACUGAUGUAUUCCGAGAGUCAUCCCCUCUUUCUCCUCCUCCUGUUCCAGUGCCUCCUCCAGCUGUGCCUCUUAGACCACAGGAGCAAUCCUCCCUUGAUAGGAAUGAAUGGGAGCCACCUGACAGAAAAGUAGAUACCCGCAAGUUUCGCUCUGAACCAAGAAGCAUCUUUGAAUAUGAGCCGGGAAAAUCAUCUAUCCUUGAACAUGAGCGGCCGAAUGGGCGCAUUAAUCCAGAUGAGAUAGAUUUAGAAAAUGAGCCAUGGUAUAAAUUCUUUUCAGAGCUGGAAUUUGGACGUCCGCCUCCUAAAAAGAUAUUGGAUUGUUUUCAAGAGAGCUCCCUUGGUGUGCCUACAGAGACCUCAUUGUACCAGCCUUCAAUAGACAAAGGAAUAGAGAGACCUUCCAGUUCAGCAAGUGACUACAGAAAGAGAAGGAAGUCUGAGCCCAGUGUGAGCCACCAGAGAUCCCACAGCGACCAGAAUGCAAACAGAAAUACCCUAAGCCGCAUAGAUAUUCAGAGCAAAAACACUACCCCAAGAAAUCCCUACAUCAACUCUUCUCCUUCUUCUCCCUCAAGGGCAAAAGGUGGGGAUGUUAGCAGAAUGUAUCCACCCCUGUUUGCGUACUCAGUUCCCAAACAAAAUGGCUCCAAUGGGUUAGAUUACUGUGGCAGCUACAGUCAACAUUUAGCGGUGCCCAAUGAUACAGCACGGCCUAUAAACUUUAAGAAUGGCUGGCAGAUGACCCGUCAGAAUGCUGAAGUUUGGAGUAGCACCGAGGAGACAGCAUCGCCGAAAAUAAAGUCAAGGAGCUGCGAUGAUUUGUUGGCAGAGGACCACAUCAAUUUUUGUAACACCCAGACCAAAUCGGAGAGCAUGGGGUCCCUACUGUGUGAUGAGAAAUCUCCACAAAAUAUUCCUUUGGCCUGGGGUAAUUCCUGUGCUUCGAAACAACCCAGAGUUCGUCACAGAUCGGCUCAUGACACCCCUGGUUUCCUAAAACUGUAUAAAAAAAUGCAUCGUAUAAAUCGCAAAGAUCUAUUAAAUUCUGAAGUGAUCUGUUCUGUGAAAUCUCGGAUAUUACAGUAUGAACAGGAACAACAGAAGGGCUUAUAUUCAGGGUGGAGGGCCGACUCAGAAGAAGUGCCAAGAGAUAUGGUUCCAGCUAGGAUAUCAGCGUUCGAACAGCUGAUUAAAAAAUCCAAAUCUAUGCCAAAUUUAGGGGAUGAAAUGUUUUCGGCAGUCAGCUUAGAUAUUUCUACAAAUAGUUCUUAUCCAAAGCGACGAUUCUCUAUCGAAUCUCUGCUGGAUGAAGAAAGCCAAGAAAUGCAUGUUUCUCAGGUACAGCACAAUGGCAAAACCAAAAGCCUUGUGCCAGUACAUAUCGAUGUAACAAGUGAUCAGAUAGCAAGGUCAAAUAUGGACUUUUCUGACAGUGACCCAGAUGCUGUUGUUUCAGACCUGAGUGACUUUAUCCAGAUGGAGGGCUCCUCCUUUUGCAGUGAAAGUGAUUUUGACCACUAUUCGUUCACAUCUUCCGAAAGCUUUUACGGGUCUGGACAUCAUCACCACCACCACCAUCACCACCACCACCAUCAUCGGCACCUCAUUAAUUCUUACAAAGGAAGAUGCCCAGCAUCAUGCACACGCUUCACCACCAUGCUAAAACAUGAAAGGGCUAAACAGGAGAAGAUCGAGUCUCCAAGAAAACAUGAAUUAGAUUCAGGUCUUUCCAAAAUUGCAUUCCUUGUCAGCCCAGUGCCUUUUCGUAGGAAAAAGAGCGCAACUCCAAAAAGGCAAGCCGAGAAAACAAUAUGUAAAGCUUCUGUCUUUGAAGCGUUGGAUUCAGCUCUCCAGGAUAUCUGUGACCAAAUAAAAGCAGAGAAGAGACGAGGAAGCUUGCCUGAUAACAGCAUCCUGCACAGACUAAUUAGUGAGCUUCUUCCCGAUGUUCCUGAAAGGAACUCAUCCCUAAAAGCUUUUCCUCUUUCCACUCCGCUGCCUCAAGAUGGUGCUAUUCAUUACCCAGUGUUCCGAAAUGAUUGUGAAUCCCCUCCUGACGGUAUUGCCUAUCCCGACAUGGACACUACUAACAACAAUGCCCAAGAAAAUUCUUUUUGUUUUCAAGCUGCUCCAGAGUCUCCCCACAACUAUUCCUCUGCUUUCACCAAUGUUACCCAAAGCGCCACAAGAAAGGGAGCCCAAGAGAGAGAGCCUGCUCGAGCUGUGUAUGACUUCAAAGCACAGACUCCAAAAGAACUGUCUUUCAGUAAAGGCAAUACAGUCUACAUCCUCAGGAGAAUAGACAAGAACUGGUAUGAAGGGGAACACCAUGGGAGAAUAGGGAUAUUUCCGGUUUCCUAUGUUGAGAAAAUUACCCCGACAGAAAAAUCACAGCCAAGACGCCCCCCUCCUCCAGCACAGGCACGAGAGAUCGGAGAGGCAGUGGCCAAAUACAAUUUUACUGCUGACACAAACGUGGAACUUUCACUCAAGAAGGGUGAUAGAGUUUUGCUUCUUAAGCAAGUUGACCAAAACUGGUAUGAAGGUAAAAUUCUGGGAACUAACAGACAGGGGAUCUUCCCUGUGGCCUAUGUGGAGAUCAUAAAAAAGGGUUCGUCCAAAAGUGCUGGGCAUUCACCCCAUUGUCCAGUACCUCAGAGCACUUCAAGCAACAGGAUACACAAUUCAAGUCCAGCCACAUCAUCUGCAACUAAGAGUCUCCGUACUCCACCUCAUACUCUAAGGCCUGACUCAGCUUCCUGUACAGCCACUAGUAAGGGGAAAUUACAUGCUGUCACCAGUGAAUGGUUAAAUUUGACUGUUGGCUUUUCACCAUCAACUACACCUGCCCCAACCCUACCGCCUUUCCCUGACCAAUUUCUUUCCAGUGCAGAGAAGCCCAGCUCUUUGCCAUUAACUUUAAUCCAGUCCGAACCAUUUUGUUCCAAUAAUUUUUCUUCCAGCGUUAAAGAAGGACAUUUUGUUCCAUUAACAUCGCCAAAGACCAUUUCAAGUUGUCACCUCCCUGUACCUCCACUCUUUCCUGACGCAGUAGUUUCCAGUCCCAUAGUUCAACAGAUUGAAAUCCCUGUAAAGCCUUUAACUAAUAGUGAUAAAUGCCUAAAAGAAGAGACUUUUGUUGCACAGUCAGGUAUACAAGGACUACCCUGUGGCAAAGAAGCCACUGCAACCGUUCCAGACACUUCUAAUGCAUCAGAGCUGGUAGCUGCAGAGCCAAUCCACAUAGAGUCCACUACAAACCCUCUGUCUCCCAAACACCUACCAUUGGUGGAUGACCAGGAAGAGGAAAUCUGUGUGGAGCUGCUGUCAAUCAUCGAAGGUCAGAUGAAAACUCAAGACUCAGGGUUUUAUAGGUGUGUACCUGAUGCAGAACAACUUCCAACUCUCCACAUUGAGGAAGAUGGAACAAGUGAAAACCUAAUCGCUCCAGUAAAAAUCAUAACGCAUCCUAUUGCAGGUCAUGAAGAAUGUCCGUCCAGUUCUAAUGCAGAGCUUUCUUCCAGCCAUCCAUUUCAUGCCACCAGCAUUCCUCCAUCUGAAUCUGUAUGUUCACAUCCUACUGUGUCUCCGUUUUCCUCUUCUUUAACCAAAUUCACAACCAGACAGGAGUCACAAUCCCCAAGGUCAAAGACAAUUUUUAAAAGUGACCUAGUAGUUGUUGGUAAGCCUCCUCGUAGUCUGGUGAUGUCUAGAAAGACCUGCAAUUCACCAGUGAAAAGUCCCAGCAUCACACAUAGGUGCCCAGUGUUUACUCAUGAAAAUAUACAAACCCUGGGUGAACCAUAUCAGUCUUUGUACAACUACACACCACGCAAUGAAGAUGAGUUGGAAUUGAGGGAAGGAGAUGUGAUCGAUGUCAUGGAAAAAUGUGAUGAUGGCUGGUUUGUAGGGACAUCAAGAAGGACUAAAUUCUUUGGAACUUUCCCUGGAAACUACGUGAAGAGGCUGUGAAUAAAUGUUGUUAUCCUGCUGCUGCCUGACACUGCAUAUUUCUGUGAGAUUGCUGGGAAGCACGCUUCUGUUUUCUAACCAGAUCCAAGUAUCAUCCCUGCUGCUGCCAACAUCAACAAGCAGUAUUAGAGUUCAAUGGACACAUUUCUUGCUACAGCUCAGUCUACACCAUCACUACUCAUUAUUUGCUCUCCUUGCUUUUCACAAUUAUUUUAAUUCCUUUUUAUGUUAUUCUGAGCAACAGGUGCUACAGUCUCAGAUUAGCAGUGAUUCACAGCAGUGAUUCACAUGGCUCCAGCUAUAGAUGUAAGUACAAUGCCAGGCAUGAUGUGGUGCAGGGCUACUUGUUCUUAUCUCUAUGAAGGAACAGAGACAUCUAGCUUUAGUCGAAUGCGUUAGUUAAUAAAACAUAAGGUCCCGCAGAGCAAAACCGGUUAGAUGUGGUGAUUUAAGUACAAACGUUGGAACCAGUGAUACUUUAGGUACUUAUAAAUGAGUAUAACGCAUCAUUAUCACACUAUUACAAAUCGAUUCGCCACUGAUUUCCCCAAAAUACAUCUGGCAAUUUCUUAACUGCUAAAAACCUGUAUAUAAGCAUUAACCUUCUUAUUGGUAAAGUCAUUAAAAGCUACAGUGGCAGCACACUGGGCCUAGCUCUAUGGCCUGGUAUAGUUUUGUUAGUAACGGGCAACUGAAUUCUUUAAACCUGAAUAAUGAAGGAUAACAACAUUCUAUAAAACAGGACUCAUGGGGAUAUGAGACAGUGUCUUGUAGGCCUUAGCAGAACCAGGGGUCCAGAUGGUAAGAGAUCAGCAUUUUUUUAUGACCACAUCACAUUAAAGUAGGGAUGCACUGAAUCCAGGAUUCAGUACAGGAUUCGGCCUUUUUCAGCAGGAAUCGGCCAAAGCCUUCUGCCCGGCCAAACC
Xenopus laevis (African clawed frog) is the source of this 6973-nucleotide messenger RNA. It is a transcript of the gene sorbs2.S, whose product is annotated as sorbin and SH3 domain-containing protein 2. NCBI's taxonomy places the organism in Eukaryota, Metazoa, Chordata, Amphibia, Anura, Pipidae. The transcript is spliced from 29 exons. Bases 699 to 6047 code for a protein of 1782 amino acids. The record is from RefSeq and is a predicted model, not a curated record.